This is a messenger RNA of Galleria mellonella (greater wax moth), 757 nucleotides long. RefSeq lists its product as uncharacterized. The record is from RefSeq and is a predicted model, not a curated record. The transcript has 4 exons. Lineage: Eukaryota; Metazoa; Arthropoda; Insecta; Lepidoptera; Pyralidae. Bases 99 to 560 code for a protein of 153 amino acids.
GCCCGGUAAGUUUGUUAAGAGUGAAGUUGCAUAAAUAGCUGAGUACGGACGAGCAGAAACCAGUUCCUUUCCAGCACUUGCGUGGGCUUGUUGUCAACAUGCAGACCGUCACAUUCGUAUUACUUGUAGCCGUUGUGGCCAUGGCUCUGGCAGAAGGCCAGUUCUAUGUACCACGCGCGUAUUACACCAUUGACGCAGAGGGGCAUGCGUCUGCGCCGGUACCGCUGCGUCGCUUGCGUCGUUCCCUGAGUCCAUAUCCUUAUAUGCAUAGUGGAGCUGAUGCCAACGCUAAUGCAAAUGCUGAGGCCGAGGCGGAUUCAAAUGGCGGUAAUUCGAAUGCCAACGCGAAUGCACAUGCUAAGGCCCAUGCACGAUCAGGAUCUGGUGGUUGGGCAGUGCCUCCGUUGGGUUUGGGUUCAAAUUUGAACACAUUGAGUGUUGGUCAGCCAUAUCGUCGGUCUGGACCGGUCUAUGGUGCGAGGUCGGUCAGCGCUGGCUCUUCGGUCGAUCUCGACUCCUCAGGUGUAGGUUAUUAUGCCCAGUACGCCUCUGUCGACUAAAUGAAUCGUUCAACACAAAUCAUUACAUUACCCGAUUUGGCACCAAAAUGUAUAGUAAUUACACAUAUCAUAUUAUUUUUCUUGUCAGCAUCGUUAAUUAAGUGUUGUGAAAUAAUAAUAUAUGGAUGGUACAUACCUACCUUACCAUGUUUCAUUUGAUUAAGAUUUAUUGUAUGACAUUAUAUGAAUAUUUUACG